Cyprinus carpio (common carp) is the source of this 2028-nucleotide messenger RNA. Its product is annotated as C-C chemokine receptor type 7-like. Lineage: Eukaryota; Metazoa; Chordata; Actinopteri; Cypriniformes; Cyprinidae. Gene Ontology annotation, cellular component: membrane. Gene Ontology annotation, biological process: G protein-coupled receptor signaling pathway; immune response. The record is from RefSeq and is a predicted model, not a curated record. Gene Ontology annotation, molecular function: G protein-coupled receptor activity.
CACACUUAAACACGCCUCCUCCUGAGAUGUUUAUCAGGUUCUUUAUGCUUUAUGUGUUUUGGUGUGAAAUGUGGGGCAAUGCAGAGUCAGCCAAACAAAAACGUGAAAGCUAAAUAGGGUGCCAGGCAGAGUUUUUUCUCAGAGUAACACUGGACCCCAAACAGCAAAGAAGUUCAGAGAAACCACUGAGGUCUUGAAUUACAGACCAAACUCAUAACAGCAGAAAUCCUGAAGACCUGCACUCAGAGGUAUGGGGAGUUCAGAUUUAACUACAGAAGAUUUAACAUCACUUUUAGGCUCCACUUAUUACAAUGAGCUCAAUUCCACUGAUUUUGAUUCCGUCACCGGGGCCAACGUCACUGAUGUCAUUGAGCUGUGUGUAGCCAGCAACGAGCAUGAGCUGACCAUUACUGCUGUCCAGACCAUGGUCUUCCUCAUUGUCUUCUUCUUAGGUGUAAUUGGAAACGGGCUGGUUAUUGCCACCUUCGCACGGUACCGCCGUCUACGUCUACGCUGCAUGACGGACGUCUUUCUGUUCUACCUGGCUCUGUCCGACAUGCUGCUUCUGCUGACUCUUCCGUUACAGACGGGAGAGAUGCUGAUCGGCAGCUGGGAGUUCGGAGAGGGGCUGUGCAAGCUAAACCGCGUUAUGCAUGCCAUCAACACCUAUGGAGGCCUGCUGUUGUUGGCGUGCAUUAGCGUUGAUCGCUAUCUGGUGGUGGUUCGCACCAGGACCGUGCGAAAGAGGAGUUCUGGGACGCUGUUUUACAGCACAAUGUCUGCGCUUGGAGUCGUAGUAACUUCUAUUUUCCUGAGCCUGCCAGACCUGCGCUUCAGCUCCGUGGACAACGACAUGGGUUCAGAUGCCCUCUUGUGCGUUAUGAAAGUUUGGGGCGAUGAAGUGAGUAAAUGGAAGCUGUGGGUCCAGAUCGCAAAGAUCGCAGGAUUCUGCAUCCCUUGCGUGGCGAUGGUGGUGUGUUACGGUGCGAUCGGACGCGUCUUGAUCCGUGCCGGUGGCAAAUGUUGGCGUAGACAAAGGACUUUGCGUCUGAUGGCACUUUUGGUGGUUCUAUUCCUCCUGUUCCAGCUUCCUUAUACUGUGGUGCUUCUGAUUAAAAUAUUCACACCCACUCCGAACUGCGAAGACUGGACCAAAUUCGAACUUCAGGAAAACAUAACACGCAAUCUGGCCUAUGUGAGGUGCUGCCUGAACCCUUUGCUCUACGCACUUGUUGGUGUCAGAUUCCGAAACGACAUUAUCAGGCUGUUGACGGACGCCGGGUGCAUGUGCGCAUGUGUGUCCCAUAUAACACCUCAGCAUGAAAACGGAAGCUCCAUUACACCAUCGUCUCCGGCUCCAACCAUACUUUCACCCACCCCAUCUACUUACCUGUCCGCCAAGAAAACACCUGACCCGAACACACCUGCUGCAAACACAGCUGAAACAUUCAUUUUUCCAACACCUGCAUCUGGUAAAAUGAAUUCGUUUAUAAGCUGGUGUCAUCAAUGAUUUAGCUGCAAAUCAGAGGAUCUGCAAUUAAUCACUUAUUGAUUUAAAAGUGAAAAGAGACAGAGUUGCAUGUACAACAAAAGCUUUUAUAUCUUUUUCUAUCUCUUUUGUUUUAGCAUUAUUUACUAUUAACACCGUAAAAAAAUCUUACUGAGGCUUAUAAUAUGCUUUUUUAGAAAUGUUCUUUUCUGUAUUUUAGAUCACUGUGUUAAACUGUUAGACGAAAAAUGACCAAAAAAAAGGAGUGUUUCAGAAUUAUCUAUCGGGUAGAAUUUCAUUUUUUUUUUGCUGUAAAUAAAUGUGCAGAUUUUACCAUUAAAAUAAACACUUUUGUUGUAUGUGUGUUAUUCUCUGCUUUAAUCUAAAUAAUUUUUACCUGAAUUCAGUACUACUGAUAUCAAUGAACUUUUUUACAAUUUCAUAAUGGAAUAUAUGGAACUUUCAGCACUGAAUUUGUCUUAUUAAUAUGCUACACUUUGCAAAACAUUUACAACAUCGAGGUCUUUUUAGCAGCAUGU